This is a messenger RNA of Staurois parvus, 732 nucleotides long. The record is from the annotation of a GenBank genome assembly. Lineage: Eukaryota; Metazoa; Chordata; Amphibia; Anura; Ranidae.
AUGUACGGCAUGUUUAAGAAAGUCAAUGCUCGGGAGAGGAUAGUUGGUUGGUAUCACACCGGACCCAAACUGCACAAAAACGAUAUUGCAAUCAACGAGCUGAUGAAGAGAUAUUGUCCAAAUUCCGUACUCGUCAUCAUUGAUGUGAAGCCAAAAGAUCUGGGCCUUCCCACUGAGGCGUACAUCUCUGUGGAGGAAGUUCAUGACGACGGAACUCCAACCUCAAAGACCUUUGAACAUGUCACCAGUGAGAUUGGUGCUGAGGGAGCCGAAGAAGUUGGGGUGGAGCACUUGUUACGAGACAUCAAAGACACUACCGUGGGGACCUUGUCGCAGCGAAUUACCAAUCAGGUCCAUGGGCUGAAAGGACUCAACUCCAAACUGUUGGACAUCAGGAGUUACCUUGAGAAAGUGUCCACGGGCAAACUGCCCAUCAACCACCAGAUCAUCUACCAACUGCAGGACGUCUUCAACCUCCUGCCGGACGUCAACCUGCAGGAGUUCGUCAAGGCCUUCUACCUAAAGACUAAUGAUCAGAUGCUGGUGGUCUACCUGGCCUCCCUCAUCCGCUCGGUAGUCGCCCUUCACAAUCUCAUCAACAAUAAGAUUGCCAACCGAGACGCCGAGAAGAAGGAGGGGCAGGAGAAGGAAGAGAGCAAGAAAGAAAGGAAAGACGAAAAGGAGAAAGAAAAAGCCGACUCAAAGAAAGAGGAAAAGAAGGAGAAGAAAUAA